AUGACGCGAUCGGAGGCUAGGCUACCGACAGUUGAUCGAAUUGUCACAAGUAUACCUCCUCCUCCGAGCAAAUUGAUGCCUUCUAGUACAGUGUUUGAUUCUAAAGGUCGGCCUCAAUUAGAUGUGAUAGGACCACACUUAGUUGCAGAGGGUCGACUUACAGAAGAAGCAAUAUUACGGAUUAUCAAUGAUGCAUCAGCUAUAUUAAAAUCAGAGAAAACUAUGCUGGAUUUAGAAGCUCCAAUCACAAUUUGUGGAGACGUACAUGGUCAGUUUUACGAUUUGAUGAAAUUGUUUGAAGUUGGUGGUCCACCUGAAACAACUCGAUAUCUUUUUCUUGGAGAUUAUGUUGAUCGAGGUUAUUUUAGCCUAGAGUGUUUAAUCUACCUGUUCAGUUUGAAGAUUCUAUAUCCUCGUAGUUUAUAUCUUCUACGCGGUAAUCAUGAAUGUCGUCAUUUAACUCAGUACUUUACCUUCAGACAAGAAUGCAUCAUGAAAAGCACAGAACGUGUAUAUGAAGCUUGUAUGGAAUCAUUUGAUUGUCUCCCGUUAGCUGCAUUGAUCAAUCAACAAUUUCUAUGUGUACAUGGUGGUCUAUCUCCAGAAUUACAUACAUUGAAUGAUAUUCGAAAGUUGGAUCGAUUCAAGGAACCACCUGCAUUUGGAGCAAUGUGUGAUUUAUUAUGGGCUGAUCCAUGUGAAGAUUUUGGUCAAGAGAGAAAUUCGGAACACUUUAGUCAUAAUACAGUUCGAGGCUGCUCAUAUUUCUACAGUUUUAAUGCAUGUUGUCAUUUUUUACAAGCUAAUAAUUUAUUGUCAAUUAUUCGUGCACAUGAGGCUCAAGAUGCCGGUUAUCGAAUGUACAGAAAAAGUAGACAGACUGGUUUUCCUGCAUUGAUCACAAUUUUCUCAGCACCGAAUUAUCUAGAUGUUUAUAAUAAUAAAGCUGCUAUUUUGAAGUAUGAGAAUAAUGUAAUGAAUAUUCGUCAGUUUAAUUGUUCACCUCAUCCUUAUUGGUUACCUAAUUUUAUGGAUGUAUUCACAUGGUCAUUACCAUUUGUUGGAGAAAAAGUAACGGAAAUGUUGGUCAAUGUGCUUAAUAUAUGUUCAGACGAUGAAUUAUUAUCAGAUGCACCAGAGGAUGAAUCGCAAAUUACUGCACGAAAAGAUGUUAUACGGAACAAGAUUCGAGCUAUUGGUAAAAUGGCACGUGUAUUUACUGUAUUAAGAGAGGAGAGUGAAACUAUCCUUGAACUGAAAGGACUCACUCCAACUGGUAUGCUUCCAUUGGGUGCAUUAGCAGGUGGUCGAGAAGCUAUUAAAGCUGUCUCUGGAACAUGGACACCGCAUAAGAUUCAGUGCUUCGAAGAAGCUAAAGCAUUUGAUAAAGUCAAUGAAAGAAUGCCACCACAUUUAGACAUGA
Messenger RNA from Heterobilharzia americana, 1423 nucleotides. Lineage: Eukaryota; Metazoa; Platyhelminthes; Trematoda; Strigeidida; Schistosomatidae. The record is from the annotation of a GenBank genome assembly.